AGUGGGGUUUAAUUACAAAAUAAGUCAAAAACCAAUUCUGAGUCUUCCUUCUCCCUCCUACAAAAUAUCGCAAAUUUAGAGACGAUUAGCAGAAAAAGCGUAACAAUGGCGGAAGAUUUGGUGUUAGACACAGCAAUUAGAGACUGGGUUUUAAUACCUUUAUCAGUAGUCAUGGUUCUCAUUGGAAUCCUUCGUUACUUUGUAUCUAAACUCAUGCGUACCUUUCAAACCCCUGAUGGAAAAAUCGUUAAAGAAGGGCAAGUGAUAAUUAGGGCGAGGAAUUUGAGGUCUUCCGCUGAUUUCAUCCCAUCUAAAUCUUUCCGUGCUCGACGCACUUACUACAGUAAUGAGGAGAACGGGCUUCUACAUGUUCCCAAAGGCCAAUCUCAAAAUGCUCAAGCUCAAAUGUUCACCGAUCCAAACAUGGCCAUGGAUAUGAUGAAGAAAAAUCUAUCAAUGAUUAUACCCCAGACUCUCACUUUCGCUUGGGUGAACUUCUUUUUCUCUGGAUUUGUCGCAGCUAAAAUCCCGUUUCCUCUGACUCAGAGGUUCAGGUCAAUGCUCCAGAACGGUAUAGACUUGAGCACUGUUGAUGUGAGCUAUGUCAGCAGCCGAUCAUGGUAUUUCCUCAACCUGUUUGGACUACGGGGUUUGUUUAGCCUAAUUCUGGGCGAGGAUAAUGCUAUGGACGACACUCAACGCAUGAUGCAGAUGGGUGGAUUCGGCUUUGACCCAUCAAAGAGCUUGAGCGCUGAGAAAGACGGUCUUGACAUCGUUCAACACGAUUGGGUACUUCCCAAAAUUGAGAAGCGAGCUGAAGCAGUGCUUAGGAAACUAAUCAAGUCGUGAAAAUGCUAAUUAUAGCCUCUAUUAACUUCCACUCGGAUUUUGCGUUCAAGUUGCAUCCAUUGAGUCGAUAUUUUCACCGGUUACUAGGAGGAGGCUAAGCUGAUUCAAGCAACAUUCAUGGGCAUCAUAUUUGAGGCUCAUUAAGAGUCACUUCAUAUAUAAGAAGACUUAAUUGUUGGAUUUAGUUAAGAUUUUCCUUUAAAAGUUGUCACUCACUAUAAAGUGGGGUUUGUUUUUUCAAUUAUUGAAAAAUGCUAUUCUAGCAAUACAUCUAUAUUUAUUUCAUGAGUAUACUAAGUUUUGGCACAAUAAUAUAUUUAGUUGAUUAUCAAAUCUUGUUUCUAUUGGAGAGCAAGUAGUACUUUUCAGAAAUUUUCAG
Amaranthus tricolor (Joseph's coat) is the source of this 1228-nucleotide messenger RNA. RefSeq lists its product as uncharacterized. Bases 106 to 849 code for a protein of 247 amino acids. The record is from RefSeq and is a predicted model, not a curated record. The transcript is spliced from 8 exons. Gene Ontology annotation, cellular component: EMC complex; membrane. Gene Ontology annotation, biological process: protein folding in endoplasmic reticulum. NCBI's taxonomy places the organism in Eukaryota, Viridiplantae, Streptophyta, Magnoliopsida, Caryophyllales, Amaranthaceae.